AUGAAGUUUCUGCGUCGAUAUUCAGAACGUUUGACUGAUGCUGUGUCUCUGCUGGUGGAUGGUGCUGACCCGGUGCUCCUCCUGCAGCUCUGCAAGUUCACGGCGCCCGUGCCCCACCUGUCGGUGUACACAGGCAUCUGCGAGGCCCCGCCGUGCCACAGCCGGGAGCUGCUGCCACCUUCACCCGGGAUCCCAACCCUUCCCAACAGUGCAGUUUGCCCCUCACCUAUCAGCGUGGCCAUCGACAGCACCCCCGCCUCCGAGCGGAAGUUCGAAGGCCAAGGCAGCUCUGCCCCCACCUCGAGCUCCGGCCGGAUUCCCUGCGUCGCUGGGGCCGCGGGGACAGAGGAGACCCAGCUGAACACACAGAAGUCACGAGUUGCGCUCUCUCUCGGCCGUCUCCUGAAACGGGGCUGCAACAGCUCCUCCGUGUUUGCCAGCCUCUCACCCAAGUGCCCCGCUACGCUGGGUGGUCGGGUUCAGCCGCUGAGCCAUAGCCCUGCCCCUCAGCCGCAGCCCAAGAGGAUUGCCAACUUUUUCCAGAUAAAAGUAGACAUCCCCCCCGAAUGUCGCAUCUAUCCCAUCGAGUCUGAGGAUGAGGACGAUGAGUGUCCCGGUGGAGGUAGAGGUGCAGUGAAGGAGAUUAUCUGUCCUUGGGAAAGCAUCACCAAACACGACCAGGCAGGAUGAGUCCAAAAACUCACCAGCAGAGGACACUGUAAGGUAGGAGGAAAGACUGAGCAAACUCUUGUUUUAAUUCCUACCUUUAUCCCCUGCUAAGGACACAGCAUUAAAGAGACUGAAGUGAUGACUGAGCAAAAACUCUCCAAGAGUUUUUUUUUUGACAUAUCUGAACUCAUACAGGCUACAGACACGUUUAAUAUUAUAAAGAUAACUUGUCUUUGCAGUAAUGCUGUUAUAUUUAAAGUAGUGCCUCAUAUAAGCCUGUCAAAUAAAAUGUUACAGUUUGACAAACAUACCGAAAGUGUAAGCUGUGAACCAUUUUGGUAUGACUCCUAAUUGUUGAAUGUUUCUUACUUGGAUUUAGCAGUAAAUAUUGUUUGUAAAAAAAUAGAACUGUAACUGCAUUCCCCGAAUUGAAAGACUCGGUUAUUCUUUUGCUAUUCAGUGUUGUAACUGACAUUUUGUAUUUGGCUUAUUUACUGUUUUUAUAUGGGUCUAUAAUGUUGACACAUUUAAUAUCAUAAAUGGGUAAAGUAAUAUUUUUAUUAAUUGCAUUUAAGUUAUUACAAGAAAACAUACAAAGGGAUCUGUCUACAUGUAUCGAUUUUUCAAUGUUCAUUGACUGAAGAAUGUGAACAAAGUAUAAUAUUGUGCAUACAAGUGUAUAUUUCAUUUGUGCAAGUGCCUCAAUAAAUACUGAAAGUAUGCUGUAUCGGGAAUUCUAUAAAAUUACUUU
Messenger RNA from Scleropages formosus (Asian bonytongue), 1420 nucleotides. Its product is annotated as regulator of G-protein signaling 9-like. The transcript has 3 exons. NCBI's taxonomy places the organism in Eukaryota, Metazoa, Chordata, Actinopteri, Osteoglossiformes, Osteoglossidae. The coding region runs from base 1 to 690 and encodes 229 amino acids. The record is from RefSeq and is a predicted model, not a curated record.